AUGGAGAGAGCCGCAUCUCCGCCAACAUGGAAAAGCCCUAUCGCAUCUGCCGUUGUUACCUUUGUCGCGCUUCUCACGCCUCUUUUUUUCUUUUGGAUUUUCAAGAGAGUCAGGAAUAUGCAGAAUGGCAAUGGAAACCCCUUCCCGUUUAUGGAGCUCCCUCCUGAGCUGAGAGACAUGGUGUAUGAGAACCUCCUCGAAGACCCGUACUACCCACCCCCGCCACCCUGCGCAAAGCAUCAUGGCUCGCCUCUCAACUGGAUGCUCCCCGGACGCUGGUCGUCUGGGAGCGCAGAACAACAAAAAGGACGAGGUCACGGGAAGAAGCGAAGCAACUGGAUAUUCCUCGCAAACAAGCAAAUCUACUCCGAAUACAUGGACAUCGUCUGCAAGAAGACCACCUUCCACCUGACCAUCUCACCGCACAACUACACCGCCCCGACCGCGCCUACGACGGAGAACAAGAAGAUAUGGAACAUCUCAGCAGAGAUGCUGAAGCAACUCCGCAAAUGCGACAUCAAGCUCGUCACUACCUCGAACAUGCUCGGCGUCAAUGAUCCGCGAACCAUGGACCCCGAAGACUGGGUGCUCGCUAGGCAGAUGCGCGAAGAGCUCAAAGAAGUCGAGAACGUGCAAGAGCUCAAUCUGCAUGUCAAGGCUAUCGGCGAUCCCCUCUGGAACCCGCUCUGGGUAUGGUACCAUGCGUCGCAGUCACUCAAGACCAUGGGCAGCACCUCGACCCCGUCCUCCACCACGCCUCCAGGCCCCAAACUCAAUCGCAUCACGUUUUCCUUGGAUAUGUGGUCACCUGGCGAGAACUACCUGGAGCGCGACCCGGAGAACAAGGAACAGUGGGCGUGGUGGUGCAUGAAGGGACAUUGUGUGGGGCCUGAUACCGGCGCGGAGCUGACGGUUCGGGAAUUCUGCGCUAAGCUCUACGUGGAGUGCCGCACGUGCAGACCUGAGCUUGACAGCGAUGACGAAGAGGAAGAGGAGGAGUGACUCUCCCCCGCGGCGGUAUGGGUCGCAACGCUGAUGCGGAGGUACGAUGUUCUCCCCUUAGCACCGGCGUAGCCGAAUGAUGUUGUUUUGAUGCGGCUGGGUCUAUGAGCGGGCGUUUUGUUGGGUACGAAAAUCGGAUAGCGAGAUUUGGAGUAAUACUUGGCCAUAUUGGGCGUCUGUAUGAUGGUCAUACUGUUGCAUUUACAGGCAUAGCAUAGCGGCGUUUGGGGCAUUUGUUGUUGCAAUAUCAAACCGAAUACUCUUGCAUCUACGUCACCCUUCCCCCUACUACACUAUGGACUGCUCGCGAAC
Molecule: messenger RNA, 1314 nt
Organism: Trematosphaeria pertusa
Lineage: Eukaryota; Fungi; Ascomycota; Dothideomycetes; Pleosporales; Trematosphaeriaceae
Exons: 2
Coding region: 1-1002 (333 amino acids)
Source: RefSeq, a predicted model, not a curated record